AUGUCGGAAACUGAAAGCAAACCAGAAGAAGUGAAGGAGGCCAUUGUGGCUGCGGAGACCGAGGCCCCUGAACAGUCGAAUGUGGAAAAGCCAAGAGAAGAGCACCGCAUUGAGGAAAAGAAGGAAAGUCCAGCGGGAACGGAAAUUGCGGAAGAGGAUCUGGAAGUGGCUUCGGAAGAUACAAAGGCUGCUAUGGGCGAACCAAAGAAACGGAAGCUGGUGGGCUUUGCGCCUGAGCCAGAGGAAGACCUCGAGGAGCAUCACCAGUACCUUGAUGAUCGGAGGAAAGAUAGGGAGAAGAGUAACCCCUUCUCGAAGAUUCCUCCAGAGUUGGCAUAUUUGGAGUCGAAACCUGAAGGACCAAAGCCUUUGCCUACGCUCCAGAAUGUGUUUGAGCCUAAGGUCAAGGCGAAACCUUUUAAAGACAUGAGAGACAGAAGGUGUGUUGCAGUGAAGGACAUUUCUGUUGUGAACAAGCAGACGGAGCUCAAUUUCAAUUAUUGGGAAACACCAAACCCUUGCAGUUCGGAUUCGGUCAUUGUGGAUAUAAAAUACGUAUCCCUCGCUUCGUACGAUAUUUCCAAGCUCAACAAGUACUUGGUGAACCUUUCCAACACGAAGGUUGGUUUGGGCUUUGACUUUGUGGGUACGGUCAUUCGCCCUGGAUCCAAGCUUGAAGGCUCGGAAUUUACCCCAGGGACAACCGUCUUUGGUGUUGUCAACCCAGAAGAGCGGAAAGGCUCCUUGCUGUCGGCCCUUGUUGUAACCCCAGGAAGAGACAUUUUGAUUGCAGUUCAUGACGAAGUGCUCACAAAGUUGGAGGCUUUGAACGUCAAUCUCUCAUUUGACCCAACAUCUUUUGCCAUUGGUACCGAGGCGGAAGAUCAUGAUGGAAGCUCCUCAGACCUCUUUCUGUCGAAUUCGGAUCUUCCCCAAGUGGCAGCCAACGUUGCUAAGAGGGCUGAUCCCAAAAAUGAUCUGCAAUUGAAAGCGGAUGUUCCAGACUUGGCAAAAUUGUCUGUGUUUGGCAGCUCAUAUUGUAGAGCAAAACUGGCUCUCCUGGUAAUGGAUCAGGUAUUUGCUCGUAAUGCGUCCGCUAAUGUUCUCAUCAAUGGUGGUGACACUCAAUUGGGUUACACCAUUUUGCAGAUGUUGUUUUCAAGUGUCUACACCGAUGUGCUUGAGACGCUCAAUGUGUUUUUGGUUGUCAAGGAGAGCUCGCUCUCGAAAGUGAAAAAUCUCGCCGAGAGAUUUAGUAAUGGGGGGUCUCACAAGGUGCACGUUAUUUCAUAUGACUUGGUGAAUGAAGACCUCGUACUCCCGGGCGAGAAAACACCAAUCAACUACAAGAAGGUUCCAUUCUUUGCCUCCGAGAUAGUGGAGAAGAUGUUUGAAGCUCUUCCCCCAGAUGCAUCAAUAGACACAUCCAACAUCAAUAAGUGCAAACUUGACUUGUUCAUUGAUAUUGUUGGCAGCAAGAAGAUGUUCCAGGGAUCAAUGUCUAUGGGAUCGCUCGACGAGGUGAACUUCCCAUUCAAGAAGAAGAUGGCGCCUGGCGUUCAAUUGACUACAUUAUUUGGCAAAUCCAAGGGUCCACUUUUUGAAAAGCUUUUGAAACCAAAAGCAGAAGGAUGCUCGUUUAUCUCCUUCUGUAAGUUUAACUUACCCGAACCAUCGUACCUGAUCAGUAAACUUGUGGAUUUCACGGGCGCUGAUGUAUUUAAUCCCUGGGCUCUGAAGUGGCUGCAGGCGUUGGCAAACCAAUUUGUUGCCAAGUACAGCUAUUAUGAAAAGUUCGACUUGGAAGUAAAGAAGAGCUGGGUCGAAGAGGGCUUAAGACUCUUGUUGAAGGGCGAAUUGAGGUUUCCAAUCAAAGAGGUUUCAGACUGGAGAAACCGCUUCAAGCAGCAUGUCAACGAAUUGAAGCAUCACGACGGACAGAUCGUGUUUGAGAUUGAAAAUUUCUAG
Molecule: messenger RNA, 1968 nt
Organism: Candidozyma haemuli
Lineage: Eukaryota; Fungi; Ascomycota; Pichiomycetes; Serinales; Metschnikowiaceae
Exons: 1
Coding region: 1-1968 (655 amino acids)
Source: RefSeq, a predicted model, not a curated record